This is a messenger RNA of Neurospora tetraspora, 597 nucleotides long. RefSeq lists its product as uncharacterized. The transcript is spliced from 2 exons. The record is from RefSeq and is a predicted model, not a curated record. Lineage: Eukaryota; Fungi; Ascomycota; Sordariomycetes; Sordariales; Sordariaceae. Bases 1 to 597 code for a protein of 198 amino acids.
AUGCCGACCCUAAUCCUAGACCUCUUCAAAAUCACCCUCCCCCAUCACCCCGGCGGCCGCCGCCACCUCGGCAUCAACUACCUCGUCCCCUCCACCGCCGGCGACCGGGAGCGCAUCAACCUCGCCUCUCUCCGACGACAGCACGUCGCAAGCAUGCAGUCGCGGCUCCCAACCCCACCCCCUUCCUCUUCAAGGGAUGCCCAUGCCCAUGCCCUCGGCCUGGAAACCUGGGACGACGGCACCGUCGAGCUGCGCGGGUUCCCCAUCGAGGAUAUUUUGGUGGUGCGCAUGGUCAACAAGAUGACGGGCGAGACGGACACGAGUUACGAGUUGCACUUUGAGUAUGUGUUUGAUGCGGAACGGGUGGCGGAUGUACUUGGGUUGGCGGCGGGACCGCCGGUGGAAAAAGAUGAGGGACCUGGGGGGUGGAGGGGGGAUAGGGAUGGAGGCUUCAGGGAGGUGGAGAAGAGGUCGAUGAUACCGAUCCCGGUUCAGCCGCCGAGGGAGGGGGAGAGGAGGUCGAUGAUACCGGUACCGGUUCAGCCGCCGCAUCCGGAACCGCCGAGAUUGAAGGUCAGGAAGAGUCAGAGGUUUUGA